Molecule: messenger RNA, 1539 nt
Organism: Arabis nemorensis
Lineage: Eukaryota; Viridiplantae; Streptophyta; Magnoliopsida; Brassicales; Brassicaceae
Source: the annotation of a GenBank genome assembly
AUGGAAAUAUCAGUUGCCUCGGUAACAGUUUCAGUGGCUAUACUUCUUGUGUCGUGGUGGGUAUGGAGAACUCUGAAGUGGGUUUGGUUUAAACCUAAGAUGCUUGAGAGUUACCUGAGAAGACAAGGCCUUGUCGGAACUUCUUACACGCUUCUUUUUGGAGAUGUGAAAAAGAAUUCCAGCAUGUUAAUGGAGGCGAGAUCCAAACCCAUCAAACUAACUGAUGAUAUUACAUCACGAGUUUUGCCUUAUCCCUUGCAAAUGCUCAAGACUCACGGAAGAACUUUCUUUACAUGGCUUGGACCUAUACCAGCCAUCACCAUAAUGGAUCCUGAGCUAAUCAAGGAAGUGUUCAACAAAAUCUAUGAUUUCCAGAAGCCCCAUACAUUCCCUUUGGGCAGAUUGGUAGCCCCUGGACUCGUCAGUUAUGAUGGUGAUAAAUGGGCAAAACACCGUAGAAUCAUCAACCCAGCUUUCCAUCUUGAGAAGAUCAAGAAUAUGGUACCUGCAUUCCACCAGAGCUGCAGCGAGGUUGUUGGCGAAUGGGACGAGAUAGUCUCCGACAAAGGGUCGUCAUGUGAGGUGAAUGUUUGGCCUGGUCUUGUGAGUAUGACUGCAGAUGUGAUCUCUCGUACUGCUUUUGGCAGCAGCUUCAAAGAAGGGCAGAGGAUUUUUGAGCUCCAAGCAGAAAUAGCACAGCUCCUCAUACCAGCUUUACGAAGAGUUUUCAUCCCUGGAUAUCGGUAUCUCCCAACGAAGGGUAAUAGAAGGAUGAAAGCAGCAGGUAGAGAAAUCCAAGUUAUACUGAGAGGGAUCAUUAACAAGAGGUUAACGGCGAGAGAAGCUGGGGAAGCACCGAGCGACGAUUUGCUGGGUACACUUCUUGAAUCAAAUGUGGGGCAAGGUAAAGGAAACGGAAUGAGCAUCGAGGAUGUAAUGGAGGAGUGCAAGUUGUUCUAUUUCGCCGGGCAAGAGACUACUUCAGUACUUCUUGUUUGGACAAUGGUUCUGUUAGGCCAACACCAAGACUGGCAGGCUCGUGCGCGAGAAGAAGUGAAGCAAGUUUUUGGCGACAAAGAACCCGAUACAGAAGGACUUAACCAGCUCAAAGUUAUGACGAUGAUAUUGAAUGAGGUCCUUKGGCUYUAUCCUCCWGUAYCCCAGAUGACCCGAGCCAUUUACAAAGAGACGAAGCUAGGCGACAUGACGCUACCAGGCGGCAUUCACAUCACUCUACCUAUUCUGCUAGUCCAACACGACACCGAACUGUGGGGAAACGAUGCAGCAGAAUUCAAGCCCGAGAGGUUCAAAGACGGUAUCUUAAAGGCAACAAAGAACCAAGUCUCCUUCUUGUCAUUUUCGUGGGGACCGAGGAUAUGCAUCGGCCAGAAUUUUGCCAUGUCGGAGGCAAAGAUGGCAAUGGCAUUGAUUCUACAAAGAUUCUUCUUUGAGCUAUCUCCUUCCUAUGUUCAUGCUCCUUACACAGUCUUCACCCUUCACCCACAGUUUGGUGCUCCUCUGAUCCUGCACAAGCUUUAA